UGUAAUGUGUUUGUGUGUCCUCAGUGUUUUUCUCUCUUGUGUGUUUUAUUGAGUGUAAACAGAGUCUUGUCUCUGUGUAUUUAAGUGUUGAGACGUUGAUGAUGAGAUGUGCUGUGCUGUGAAUGAGUAGGAACUGAUCUGUCCACGCUGGAUAUAUUGACGAUUUCAUCACAGAAAUCUCUCAGCUGAAGAAAGAGGUGGCGUUACUGGAGACAAAGCUGAGGUCAAGAGGAGAUUUAGCAAUGAAUCGAGAGGAUGUGGAUUGUUGUGAAUCUUCAGUGUAUGUGACUGAUGAUGGGAGUCUGGAUUCAGUGUGGAUGAGCAGAGAUCAGAGCCGCACACCACAGCCACUGCUGGACUCUAAACUCUCUGAAGAGAAAUCCACACACACACAGGACUCCGAUCUCAGUCUGACUUUACUCUGUUAUACUGAGUCAAAGCCCACAGACACUCAGGACACUACAGUGUGUGACAGUAAACCGAGCUUACAGGAGGAUCAAACCUCCACAGAGUCUCUGGAUUCUGUCUGUAACGCUGGAGAACCGCAGCAGAUCCUGCAGACCAAACUGAAGAUGUGUUCAGUUAAACUCAUCGACUGCACGAACCUCAUGAUGAAGAUCAAAACUGAACCCACAGAAAUCAAAACUGAACCCACAGAAAUCAAAACUGAACCCACAGAAAUAAAAACUGAACCCACAGAAAUCAAAACUGAACCGACAGAAGAGGAAGAUCGCACUGAUGAAGAUGAUGAUUUUAUUCCAUCAGAUGUGAAGAGUGAUUCAUGUUUGGAUAUAGAAAUAACGCCCUCAACAUCAAAAGAGCGACUGACAGCACAAACUCUUUCCUGCAUCACCUGUGGAAAGACAUUCAGCUCACUGAGACAUUUAGAGAGACAUGAGAGAAAACACACAGAACAGAAACUCUUCACCAGAUCUGAGAUCAGCUUAACUACCUUACAAGAGAAGAAACUUCAUUCAGAAGACCACAGAGAGAAGAAGAAGAAGAAGCAGUUUCACUGUGAGCAGUGUGGGAAGAUUUGUGUCUCUUCCUCUAAACUAAAUGUUCACAUGAGGACACACAGUGAUGAAAAGCCUUUCAACUGCACUGAAUGUGGAAAUUACUUCAGAACCAAAGAGCAUCUUAAAGUUCAUCAGAAAAAUCAUACAGGUGAAAAACCUUACAAAUGCUCUCAGUGUUACAAGACGUUUUCUCCGUCAGAUCACUUCAAAUCCCAUCAGAGAAUUCACACUGGAGAGAAACCUUAUCACUGUAGUGUCUGUGGGAAGAGUUUUAGUCAACAGGCUACGUUACUAAAUCACAAGAGAAUUCAUGAUAAACCUUUCCAAUGCUCUCAGUGUGACAUGACGUUUGCUCAGUCAGGUUCCUUAAAAUACCAUCAGAGAGUUCAUACUGGAGAGAAACCUUACGUCUGCGCUCACUGUGGGAAGAGCUUCUCUAAUUCAUCUGAAUUCAAAAGUCAUCAGAGGGUUCAUACUGGAGAGAAACCUUAUCAAUGUAAUGUUUGUCGGAAGAGUUUUAGUCAACAGACUACCUUAUUAAAUCACAAGAGACUUCAUACAGGUGAAAAACCUUACAAAUGCUCUCAGUGUUACAAGACGUUUUCUCAGUCAGGUCACUUCAAAUACCAUCAGAGAGUUCACACUGGAGAGAAACCUUACGUCUGCGCUCACUGUGGAAAGAGCUUCUCUGAUUCAUCUCGAUUAAGAGUUCAUCAAAGAGUUCACACUGGAGAGAAACCUUUCAAAUGCUCUCAGUGUGACAUGACAUUUGCUUUUUCAAGUAACUUAAUAGUUCAUCAGAGAGUUCAUACUGGAGAGAAACCUCAUCACUGUAGUGUCUGUGGGAAGAGUUUUAGUCAACAGGCUACGUUACUAAAUCACAAGAGAAUUCAUGAUAAACCUUUCCAAUGCUCUCAGUGUGACAUGACAUUUGCUCAGUCAGGUUCCUUAAAAUACCAUCAGAGAGUUCAUACUGGAGAGAAACCUUACGUCUGUGCUCACUGUGGAAAGAGCUUCUCUAAUUCAUCUGAAUUCAAAAGUCAUCAGAGGGUUCAUACUGGAGAGAAACCUUAUCAAUGUAAUGUUUGUCGGAAGAGUUUUAGUCAACAGACUACCUUAUUAAAUCACAAGAGACUUCAUACAGGUGAAAAACCUUACAAAUGCUCUCAGUGUUACAAGACGUUUUCUCAGUCAGGUCACUUCAAAUACCAUCAGAGAGUUCACACUGGAGAGAAACCUUACGUCUGCGCUCACUGUGGAAAGAGCUUCUCUGAUUCAUCUCAAUUAAGAGUUCAUCAAAGAGUUCACACUGGAGAGAAACCUUUCAAAUGCUCUCAGUGUGACAUGACAUUUGCUUUUUCAAGUAACUUAAUAGUUCAUCAAAGAGUUCAUACUGGAGAGAAACCUCAUCACUGUAGUGUCUGUGGGAAGAGUUUUAGUCAACAGGCUACGUUACUAAAUCACAAGAGAAUUCAUGAUAAACCUUUCAAAUGCUCUCAGUGUGACAAGACGUUUGCUCAGUCAGGUUACUUACAAGCCCAUCAGAGAGUUCAUACUGGAGAGAAACCUUAUCACUGUAGUGUCUGUGGGAAGAGUUUUAGUCAACAGGCUACGUUACUAAAUCACAAGAGAAUUCAUGAUAAACCUUUCAAAUGCUCUCAGUGUGACAAGACGUUUGCUCAGUCAGGUUACUUACAAGCUCAUCAGAGAGUUCAUACUGGAGAGAAACCUUAACACUGUAAUGUUUGUGAGAAGAGUUAAUCAACAGUCAAACUUUGUAAAGCUUGUUUAAGUUUGUUUAAAAUAUUGUUAAAAGUUAAGGGGGGGGGGGUAAUGCUUUUUCAUGCAUUCAGACUUAUUACCACUUAUUAAGUGUCAAAAAAGGAGUUGAUCUAACAAACAACCAAUCACAGUUUGUUUCGUCUAGCGUCACGUUUGGAAAGUCCCCACAACAACAAACCGGUUGGCAACAACUCAGUAAUUGAAAUAACCAGCGGCAACCAAAUAGCAUCUAAUGGCACUUUUCCAUUGUAUAGUACCCCACGGUUUGGUUUGGUUUAGUUUGGGUCGGGUCAGCUUACUUUUGGGAGCUUUUCCAUUGGGUGCAGUACGUGGUACCUGAUACUUUUUUUCAUACCGCCUCGGUUGGGGUUGCAAGUGAUCUGACAGAAACUAAACUAAACUGUGGGGUACUAUGCAAUGGAAAAGCGGCAUAAAUAAACUUCAUUACUCACCACAGAACAACGGUGUGCACUUUAUCAACAGCCACUCCAAUGAGACGCUCCCGGUAAACAUCUGUUUGAAGCAUACCUCUCCAAUUUUUAACACUUACAAGCAAUUCUGUAUAACCAAAAGCCAACUGCGAUUUUUUUUGACUCCACUAACUGCCUCAAGCAUAGCUCUUGUAUGUCUUUUAGAGAGUCUAUACCAGGACUGGAGGAAUAUUUUUAAGAAUGCAAAUUUUAGCUGAUCAUGAUAACUGCCCAUUAUUAGCCACGUAAACUCAACUGAUUCUCUUCCUUGUACGAACGUCAGAGUUUUGUUUCCUGGUUUUUCCAAGUCACUUCCUUCAGAGGCUAGGGGAGGCUCCUCUUUAGCAUUCAGAGAACACGUAAAUGGAACAGGCUAGCAAGUGCACGUCAUUACGUCAGUGAAUGGUGUGCUUUCAGGGCUGCGCACAUAGGAUCAUGGGUGAUUUGAGAGCGCGAAGGCUACACAUAUGCAUCCUUUCCUGUAUAUGGGAUAUUUCGCGAACGAAGGACUCGACAGAUGUCGAUGAGGUAGCAUCCUUGAAAUUCUGGCUUUUGAGGAUCCUUCCUUGACAUUGAGAAACAAUGUUUCCAAUUAAGUGUACAAUACACAUCAGACGUUUAGCCAACAUUCUGUGGGCGUGACGUCUGAGGCUGAGACUACCGGUAGGCUUUCACGACACAACUUUAUCAAGAUAGUUCGACAAAAGAAUUGUGUUUUUGGAUGUAAGGAGAAAAAUAUCUUAUUUAGCUUUCCAUGUCUUAAGACAACAAGGCUCAGUUUGACGCCAGAUUUUCGACUGGAGCUGUCACAACUUUAAAAGACCCUGUUUAGGAGUCACAACCACGGGCAUAAGUAAAUCAAAAUCUCACGUUUUGUUUGCAAUCGCGCAUACGUGCAUGUAAUGUAAACAACACCGUCAACAGCAAACAACUUUUACACAUUUUAAACGGGCUAAUCCAGAAAAAAUACAUCAUCAAGAAUUACUUUG
This is a messenger RNA of Paramisgurnus dabryanus, 4260 nucleotides long. RefSeq lists its product as uncharacterized. Gene Ontology annotation, cellular component: nucleus. The record is from RefSeq and is a predicted model, not a curated record. Gene Ontology annotation, biological process: regulation of transcription by RNA polymerase II. Gene Ontology annotation, molecular function: DNA-binding transcription factor activity, RNA polymerase II-specific; sequence-specific DNA binding. NCBI's taxonomy places the organism in Eukaryota, Metazoa, Chordata, Actinopteri, Cypriniformes, Cobitidae.